UUUGAGGUUUUGAGCCCUCAGUUCAGUCCCUCAAAACGAUCAUCUAUGGCGGCAACUCGCCCGAUCUUCCGCUCUGCUUCAUCCUCUCCAAGCGUGAAAUUUGUUCUCGCUCAAACCCUUCGCUUCAAGAGCACAUCAACCACGCCCUCUCACCAUAAUCAACACCAGCUUCAGCACGAGUUCUCGACACCCAACGAGUUCCUAGGGAGCUGGAAACCCCCUAAGGAUCCAAAGGAAGCUGAGGCGAAUCUAGCACAGCUGAGAAGAGAGUAUGCGAAGCAGGUGAAAGAGCUACGCAAAGAGUAUAUCUAUGAGAUGGAGUUGCACAGGCAAGAGAAGCAAUUGAAGGACGAGGCCAAGCGAGAGGCUAUUCGUCUUGCCAGGGAGGAACGAAAGGCCGCCAAGGCUGCCAUGGCUCAGGCUCGAGCUGCUGAGAGGAAGGCCAUAGAAGAGGAGUUCCGUCAAACCCUAUUGAAAGAAAGAGCAGAGAAGCUCGAAUAUUGGAGAUCAAGAGAAAAAAGAGUGAAGGAUAGAAAGAACGAAAAGAAAGAGCUUUUGCAUCGACAGAGUUCCAUGUGGGUAGAUGAACAGGAGCUGGAGAAGAAAAUAUUGGAGGCCAUUAUUGAUAUGACCCCUCUCUAAGUCCAAGCUUCUCUAUACUUCCUCCCAUCAAUCUAUGUAUAUUUUAGUCUUUUCAUAUGAUGGGGACUGAUCAAUUUAUCGGCCUCUUCUGGAUUGACCUACAGGUGAAGUGUUGAACUCGCCAUUUGUGAAGUGAAUGAAUUCCAAA
This is a messenger RNA of Telopea speciosissima, 790 nucleotides long. RefSeq names its product golgin subfamily A member 6-like protein 1. Bases 46 to 642 code for a protein of 198 amino acids. The record is from RefSeq and is a predicted model, not a curated record. Lineage: Eukaryota; Viridiplantae; Streptophyta; Magnoliopsida; Proteales; Proteaceae. The transcript is spliced from 4 exons.